Pelecanus crispus (Dalmatian pelican) is the source of this 450-nucleotide messenger RNA. RefSeq names its product progestin and adipoQ receptor family member 9 (gene PAQR9). Gene Ontology annotation, molecular function: signaling receptor activity. Gene Ontology annotation, cellular component: membrane. The record is from RefSeq and is a predicted model, not a curated record. Lineage: Eukaryota; Metazoa; Chordata; Aves; Pelecaniformes; Pelecanidae.
GCCUGCUGCCGCAGCCGCGCCGCCUGCUGCGCCUACCCCUUCGCCGUGCGCACCUUUGUCUUCGCCAUGCCGCUGAGCAUGGCCUGCCCCAUCAUGCUGGAGAGCCUCCUCUUUGACCUGCGCAGCCAUAACCCCACGCUCUUCGUCUACUUCUACCGGCGCUACUGCUGGCUGCUGGUGGUCUUCAACGUCAGCAAAAUCCCCGAGCGGUUCCAGCCGGGGCUCUUCGACAUCGUGGGGCACAGCCACCAGCUUUUCCACAUCUUCACCUUCCUCAGCAUCUAUGACCAGGUGCACUAUGUGGAGCACGGGCUGGCCGAGUUCCUCAAGGCACCCCUGGCUGCCCCCACCUACCUGGGCACUGUGGGGUAUAUGCUGCUGCUGACGCUCUGCCUGGCCAUGGUCGUUAAGAGGUUCCUCAGCGUCGCAGACCUCUGCAAGCAGGACUAG